AUGAAAUCUGGCGCAGGAGAUGAGAAAACAAAGGAGAUAUUUGCUGGGCCAUCGUUUAAUGACACCCCUGACUUAGACGCGCUCCCCACACCAACUAUUCCAGAAGGGUUUACUGUAAAAAUAGACAAGCAAGACAAAUCCAAGAAAAAAACAAAGAACAAGAAGAAUCCGCAAAAGAAUAAAUAG
Messenger RNA from Nematocida parisii ERTm1, 186 nucleotides. RefSeq lists its product as uncharacterized. Lineage: Eukaryota; Fungi; Microsporidia. The transcript has a single exon. The record is from RefSeq and is a predicted model, not a curated record. Bases 1 to 186 code for a protein of 61 amino acids.